Molecule: messenger RNA, 441 nt
Organism: Quercus lobata
Lineage: Eukaryota; Viridiplantae; Streptophyta; Magnoliopsida; Fagales; Fagaceae
Product: putative pentatricopeptide repeat-containing protein At1g12700, mitochondrial
Exons: 1
Coding region: 1-441 (146 amino acids)
Molecular function (GO): protein binding
Source: RefSeq, a predicted model, not a curated record
AUGGAAGACAAAACAUUGGGCAACAAUAUUGUGAUUUACAAUAUUUUAAUUGACGGUUUGUGUAAUGUUGGGAAUCUUACAAUUGCAAGAGAACUCUUUUAUAGUCUACCUGCAAAAGGAUUGCAACCCAAUGUUCAAACUUUCAAUGUAAUGAUCAAAGGGUUUUGCAAAGAAGGGCUAAUUGAUGAAGUGAGUGAGUUGCUAGAGAAAAUGGAUGGGAACCAUUUCUCUCCUAAUGAUCGAACAUAUAACACAAUCAUCCAAGGGUUGUUGCAACAGAAUGAGACAGUAAAGGCUAUGGAACUUAUUAAGAUAAUGGUUGACAAAGGUUUUUCAGCAAAUGCAACCACUACAUCCAUGUUGGUUGACUUGCUAUCUACAAAUCCAGCAGAUAAAUCACUUCAAGAAUUACUUAUUAAGACUUUGUCAGUCAACCUAUAA